Messenger RNA from Penicillium verrucosum, 678 nucleotides. RefSeq lists its product as uncharacterized. The coding region runs from base 1 to 678 and encodes 225 amino acids. The record is from RefSeq and is a predicted model, not a curated record. NCBI's taxonomy places the organism in Eukaryota, Fungi, Ascomycota, Eurotiomycetes, Eurotiales, Aspergillaceae. The transcript is spliced from 3 exons.
AUGGGUUCCACCAACAGACACCCGUUCUCUAGAGCUCGCAAGGUACAGGCUCUUAUCUCGCUGAUUUCGUGGCCGUUCGCUCUCGCCACUAUCUUUACGACUCGUUAUAGCCCUCACGCAUGGAUCCAGUUAAUUACAAUCACGAUUUCUAGCACCAUGCCUAUAUUCAUACUCUUUAGGUAUCGCGUAUCCGGAAGUCAAUCCUAUUCGCUUAUCGAAAUCGCCGUUGAUGCAUUGAUGGCUUUAUUCUUACUCGCGGUAUACAUUGCUGGAAUAGCCCUCCUUGCUACCCAGGAGAUUAGCAAAUGGGAUUCUCCCUGGGACUAUCGGCUUGCUCUCGGUAUUCCGCAGAUCUACUCCAACCUCUCAUGUAUCCUCCUUUGUCCGUUAUAUUUGCGCUGCUUUGCUCAAGGGUACUUACACCGAUGCAUCAAGCCUAUGCUCAAGGCCGGCUGUGUUAACUACACCCUUUGCCCAGCCUGUGACCAAUCCGUGGAUGCUCCUGUGGAACAGAGUCAGGAGAUUACCAUGACUGCAGGGGAACAGGGAAGAUCCUCUGUCUCGACAGAUAGCUUUCGGGGUUUGUAUACUGGAGAUGUUGAAUCCCAGCCGUUACUACCCGAGAUCUCCUUGGGCGAAGAGGGUAAGCAGACAACUGGCAUCGUGACCAAUAACUGA